AUGGCGCUUUUACAAAAACCCCUGAUACACUGUGACCCCUUCGGAGAGCCCUCUGAGCCUUGCAUUCAGCAAUGGCCGGCUCAUCUAGCCAAAGAUGUAGCCGAUAUCAUCCACAAAGACGUGGUUGAUACUUUGAGCCAAUCUAGAUUAACUCCCACAACUGAUGGUAUUCAACUCGUUCAGCGACAGGACAUUGCCCGCGUUGAGCGAGUUCUUGGAUCUGGUGCAUUUUCACAAGUCUCGAGUGUGAUAACGCGAGAUGGUAGGCGGUAUGCUUGCAAGCACCUGCAGCAAAGAUUGAUGGAUCAACCCAAUGAUUUCCGAACGGCUGCAGUGGAGCUUGUAUAUGAAGCUCACAUGCUAUCUUCAUUUGAUCAUCCAAACAUUCUGAAAAUUAGAGGAUGGGCUCACAACGGCGUUGCUUCGUUCGCAGAAGGCUGGAACGAUUCAUUCUUUCUCAUGCUGGACGUGUUAGAUGAAACUUUGGACAUGCGCAUUGAACGGUGGUACCGAGAGCAGCAAGAUGGUAUGUGGGCCAUGAUGGCCUCUCCAUCUUCAGCAGCUCAGCAAAUGGAAGCGCGACAUCUCGAAAAGCUGAGAAUCAUGAACGAGCUUGCAUCUGCAUUGGAUUACAUUCACCAGCGUGGUGUUAUCUUCAGAGAUGCUAAGCCUCAGAACAUUGGUUUCCUUGGAGACCGUGUUCAGCUGUUUGAUUUUGGUUUGAGUCGUGAGCUUCCGUUGCUUGACACAUCGGCACAGUUCGAAAUGUCUGGGAAGGUUGGUACACUACGGUAUAUGGCUCCUGAAGUCGCAACGAACAAACCAUAUGGUGUGUCUGCUGAUGUAUACUCUUGGGCAAUGGUCUCUUAUGAGAUUUUGUCUUUGGUGAAGCCGUUUGAUGGAUGGACCAGGGAGAUGCACGCGAGCUUUGUGUGCCUGCAGGGUCAGAGACCUGAUAUGGUGCAUUGCAACCAGCCGAUUCCUGUGGAAGUUCAGGUCCUUCUGGAACACUCCUGGAAUACAACUCCAUCGAUGAGACCACAGCUAUCCCAAAUAAUGAAUCAGCUGGAUUAUUUGAUGGCGUGUCAGGUUCAGAAAGUUCAAGAUCAACAGAUCCAAAUGAACAUUGCUAGACAGUUGGAGUCGGAAAUUCAACAGCAACAACAACUCGUGCACACUUUGGCACCGCCACAGCCACUGAUUCAUAUUGAUUUGAACAGCUACAUUGCACGACCAGCUCUGAGAAAGCUAGCUCGAAAGAAUUCUUUUGACUCAAUUGAGACGAUUGAAACUACAACUUUGAGCAUCGAGAGCGAAGACUUCUAUUAG
Molecule: messenger RNA, 1329 nt
Organism: Cylindrotheca closterium
Lineage: Eukaryota; Bacillariophyta; Bacillariophyceae; Bacillariales; Bacillariaceae
Source: the annotation of a GenBank genome assembly